AUGGAGGACACCACAACAUCAAAGACUGGAGAAAAACAUGUGGGAGAAAACAAGAACAUCGAAACAGCAGGAGAGACUGAAAGAAAUAAAAUAGAGCACCUAUUUCACAGACGUCAUCUUGAGGACAGGCACCUCAAUAAACUGAGAGCUGCAGAUGUUCUUAAGGACAGGAACCUCAAACUGAGAGCUGCAGAUGUUCUUCAGAUAACUGUUCAUUCAUUACAGUCUCAUGAGUCUUGUGCUGAAGAAGAGCUGGUUCACACUUUCAUACAAAAACUACUGAUGAUGAACUACAGAGCAAGAUACAUUAAAAUGAAAGAGAACAAUGAACAGAAUGACACACAACAAAGAGACAGUGAGUCUUCUGAAGAUGAGGGUGAUAUUUUUGAUCAUGUUCUUCAUAACAUCUCUUUGUCAAACACAGAAAUCAGUCAGUCUGAGCGAAUCCACCCGAUGGAUGUCCAGAUGUCAGUGUUUCAUUGUUCUGAUGUUUUCCUGAAGCAGCUGAUGGUCACUAAACUGUCCCAGUGUCAGUACGCUCUGCCUCUGCUUGUUCCUGAUCCAUUCACACAACAGAUUGAGUUUCCUCUCUGGACAUUCAGACAAAUCCACAAGAGCUGGAAGAUCAGAAACAAUGACAAUGAGAUCAUCAGUCAAACCCAGCCGAUCUACAAGAUACAAACUCCAAUGGUGUUUUUCUUCAGGUUUGGCUCUGUGUCUUCAUCCAAGUCUCAGCUGAUGAACAGUCUGAUCAAUGAGAAACACAACACGUUCUUCCACAGGAACUGCCCAGGCAGCAGCAGAACCAGAGUCCUGAUGGAUGGAGUGGUGGAGAUCACCUGGUUCUGCCCCUCUAGGAAAAACACGGAUAAAUUCACUGACUUUGUUGCGUUCUGUAAUCUACACGGUGAUGCAGGAGACCAUGAGAAACAGCUGCAGAUCCUCACUGAAAUGAGCUCAGUCAAUGUUGUUCUUCUAACACGACUGGACAGGAAUGACAGACAUGCAGCGAAGAUCCAGAACAUGUACAGGAACAAUAAGCCACUCAUUUGUCUUUUGACUGAGGAUAAAUCUACUGUAACUGAGAUAAAGAAAGGGAAAUUCAAGAUUGGUCUGAAAGACAGAAAUCAGUCAGAUGUAUCUGAAGAACUCAGAAGAGCGAUAAAUAUUUGUCUCUCAGAAUCAUCUUCAGCUUUCAGACUUGAAGAUGUGUCCAAACACUCAGACAUCAGAGUAGAUGAGGAAGAUGAUGAAGACUGCAGGAGAGGAAGAGAAGCAGCACAGCAGAUGAUGAGUUUACUGGAGAAGAAAGAUCUGAGAGAAAUCAAAGAAUCAGUUCUGCCUCAUCAGGGGAAACUGUGGCAUCAGUGGAGUCAGAAGAACAAAGAACUACAUCGACCUCGAGGAGAAAACAUUGAAAUGGAAACUAGUGAGAAAGAAACAGAGAUGAAAAAAAUCCGUGAACAACAGCAUGAACCUGACAUCAGUGAGUUUAUGAAGCUCUUCAUUAAAGAAAUGAACUCAGAUGCUAAACAUGAAAAGAUGUUUUUUCUUAAUUGGCUCAGAAUCCUCCUAGAUGAAUAUACAUCAGCUGAUCUUUCUGCUCUACAUCAAAUGUAUGAUAAAACAUGGUCAGCAGUUAAAAAUUUGAAACAGAACAACGAUAAAUCAGAGCAUCUCAAAGCGGCACAAACUGAACUUGAGAGAUUAUCUGAGGAUCUUCAAGCUGCAGCGUUUGGUCUGGAGCACAUCAUGAGGGAGAUCGGUCAGAUCUAUGAAUCAUGUUCAUCUGUGAAGAAGACCAAGAAAGACCUGCAGGUUCACUUCUCUUCUCUCCCAAGUCUUGCAGCAGAGAUGAUGAUCUCUGGAUUUCCACUGGAGCUGAUGGAUGGAGAUGCUGCUCAUGUUCCUGUGAUCUGGAUCUCUGCUGUUCUAGAUCAACUCAUCCAGAAACUGGGAGACCAGAGAGUCUUUGUGCUGUCAGUUUUAGGGAUUCAGAGCUCUGGAAAAUCCACCAUGCUGAAUGCCAUGUUUGGACUCCAGUUUGCCGUCAGUGCUGGCAGGUGCACCAGAGGAGCUUUCAUGCAGCUGGUCAGAGUGUCAGACGAGAUGAAAACACAGAUGAACUUUGACUAUAUUCUGGUUGUUGAUACUGAAGGUCUUCGUGCUCUAGAUCUGACUGGAAGAUCAACAAGACAUCAUGACAAUGAAUUGGCCACAUUUGUUGUUGGUCUUGGAAAUCUGACCUUCAUUAACAUCUUUGGAGAAAACCCAUCUGAGAUGCAGGACAUUCUUCAGAUUGUUGUUCAGGCCUUCAUGAGGAUGAAGAAGGUCAGACUGAAUCCCAGCUGUGUGUUUGUGCAUCAGAACGUCUCAGACGUCACAGCUGGAGAGAAAAACAUGGAGGGAAGGAGACGACUGCAGCAGACACUGGAUCAGAUGACAAAACUCGCUGCUAAAGAGGAAGAUGGUGAUGCUGAAUGUUUCAGUGAUGUCAUUAGAUUUGAUGUUGAUAAAGAUGUGAAGUAUUUUGCUCAUCUCUGGGAGGGAAACCCACCCAUGGCUCCACCAAACCCAAACUACUGUGAGAAUAUUCAAGAACUGAAGGAGACUAUUAUGUCUCAUGCCUUAAAAUCACAUGGAAUGAUGCUGAAAGACUUAAAAGAUCGUAUUAAAGAUCUCUGGGAGGGUUUACUGAAUGAACGAUUCGUCUUCAGCUUCAGAAAUUCUCUGGAGAUUUCAGCCUACAGGAAACUGGAGACCAAAUACAGCAAGUGGUCCUGGAGUCUCCGCAGUGCCAUGAUGGAAACUGAGAACAAACUUCACAACCAAAUAGAAAAUGAAGUGAUUCAUGAGGUUGAGGAAACUGAUCUUCGAAGAGAACUGAAGAAGACAAGUGAAGAAGUGGAAAAAUCAGUGUCAGAAUUCUUUGAGAAAGACAAAGAUAAAGAUAUACUGAUUCAGUGGAAAACAUCAUUUGAAAUCAAAAUCAAAGAGCUUCAGGAAAACAUUACAAGAGAAACAAAGAGGAAAUUAAAUGAGGUUCUUCAGCAGCAAGACCUGAAGAAAAAGAUAGAUGCUCAGAGGACACAUCAUGAAAACACUCUCUUUGAAAAGAGCAAAGAACUCGCCUUAAAACUCAGAGACAAAACAAAUGAUGAAGAAACACUGAAGAAAGAGUUUGAUUUGUUCUGGGAACAGAGUGUGAAGAAGAUCAUCAGAGACACUCCUGCGAUCAGAGACAUUGAUGUAAUGAGAGAUGUGAGAGAGAUCCUCUGUGACCUCUAUGGAAGUGUUCCUGUAGAUCACUGGAGGGAGAGCAGGGAUAUUUUCACUGUGAUGAGAUAUUCAGAUUAUGUAAAACUAAAGCAAUCCAGUGGAAUUUCAAGAUGCAUAAAAAAUGCUUACAAAGAGAAGUUUGGUUAUAUUCUAUAUCAAGAUGAUGAAGCUCAAAUCAGAUCAUUAGUCACAGAUGUUGCUCAGCAGACAGACAGAAUGAUUCAGUCAUUUAACAUUUCAAAGAUGGGCUACAACAUCAGCUACAUUCAACAACUUUCAGAAUACAUCAAGAGGAAAGUAACAGAACAUGAGGAAGGACGAGUGACAUAUGUGUUCAAGAAUGAAUUCUUCAUGGAUUUGGUUCUUUCCAUCUGUAAGAGAGCAAACAAGAAGAUCACUGACCAACACAGACUGUUCAGAGAAGCCAAUGAUCCUGAAAUAUAUGUUGAGAACAAAAGGGGAGAUUACUAUAGUAUUUUCCAGAAAUACUGUCAUGGUGCAACAUCAGCUGUCAUUUUUGGUGAGAUCAUCUGUCAGAAACUGAAAGAGUCCAUUGAGCAGAGCGUCUACAAGAAGACUGCCAGAGAUCUGACAGAUGAAAUGAGAUCAAACUGUGAAUCACUGAAUGGAAACAGAUCAAAUCUGGAGAAACACAUCCUGAAGACACUGGCAGAAGUGGAGGAUUUUGUCAAAUACAUGAACUACAUUCAUAAUCCCAGAGAUCACUUCAAGAGUUUCAUCAGAGAUGAAGUCAGUCGGUACAUCUCUGAUAAGUUCAGUGUCAGUGUUUUACCCAAGAUGAAGGAGAACAUUGAACUCCUGCAGCAGAAGAUCAUGAAAGCAGCACAUGAAUCUACUGAACAUGUUCAAGAAAACAGAGGAAAUGUUGGUUUGUGGUUGAAGAGUUUCACACAGCAGAUCUCAGAUGAGCUGAUCUUCUCUGAAAAAGACCUCAGUGGAGUCAAACAUGAUGGUGUUGAUGAUUUCGACCUUCUAGAAGAUGUGAUGAGACAAGAACUUACUGAUAUAAUAUCUGAGAUUAGCAGUAGAUUCAAUACUGAGACAUUUCCAAAAAAGCUUGACCGCAAAUUCAGACCAGAUGAGCUUCUGUUUGGUCACUUCACUCAGUGUUGUUGGGUUCAGUGUCCGCUCUGUGGAGUCAUCUGCACCAACACCAUAGAAAACCAUGAUGAAGAUCACAGUGCUUCUUUCCACACAGUGAGAUGUAUAAGAGGUGCUUUGUACAAGGAUACAACAAACUUGUCUGUUUGGAUCUGCACAUCAUCUGUAGCAAACAACGAUCGAUCUUUUUAUCACAGUGACUCAGAUAAGUGGUUCCCUUAUAGAGACUACAGAAGUGCAGGAGGAGUUUAUGCGAAGUGGAGCAUCACUCCUGAUCUCUCUGAACUGUCCUACUGGAAGUGGUUUGUGUGCAGAUUCCAGAAAGAUCUGGAAAAAUACUACAAUAAAACAUUUGAGGGGAGGGGUGAGAUACCAGAUCAAUGGAGAAAAUACAGAAAACAUGAAGCUAUUGAGAGUUUGGAUCAAUACAUGUAAUGGAGCAGAUGAAGACUGAGACUCUUGCGUCUCCUCUCAUAUUCAGAUCUCAGUCAGAAAUGAGUUUCUCUGACAUUCAUCAGUGAAUCUGAGCGACACAAAUACUGUCAACAUCAUGAAUUUAUUGACCUUGUAAAUUGUCCUUUCACACUUUGUUACGUCCAUGACGUAUUGUAUGUUGUGUAUAUGUUCCCGUGUCUCUUCUCUAACAGGAUUGGUCCAAGGCUUGAUGAGAGACUGUCAAUGGUUGGACCAGAGAUGAGACCUGGACUAUAAAUUCCCCAGGAUCUCGCUGGAGGGCGCUCUCAGUUUUGCUCUCACUCUUUCUCUGAUUGCUACUCUCUUUGCUACUUGCUAUGAUCAUAUCUCUGUAUCUCUCUCUUUGGUCCUGAUUGCUCAUGUGUUAGUCCUGUGUGUUAAGCUCUAGUGAAAAUGCUGUUAAAUCAAGUUACAUCCUAACAGAGUGCUGUUAGCCAUUGUGAGAGCCUUAUGUCCUGAACUUAUGUCCACUGUUCAUGUUUGUA
Messenger RNA from Megalobrama amblycephala (Wuchang bream), 5360 nucleotides. RefSeq names its product interferon-induced very large GTPase 1-like. Bases 1 to 4836 code for a protein of 1611 amino acids. Lineage: Eukaryota; Metazoa; Chordata; Actinopteri; Cypriniformes; Xenocyprididae. Gene Ontology annotation, molecular function: GTP binding. The record is from RefSeq and is a predicted model, not a curated record. The transcript has 2 exons.